AUGGAAAAUACGACAAAAAGAAAUGAUAAAGAAAGAAUGAGGUUAGGAUAUAAUGAAAUAAUGAUAGUGUCAAAGUACUUUGAAUAUAUUAAUGAUUUUAUUAAUUUAGAAGAAAGAGAAAAAAAAGAAACGAAUGAAUGUAAAAAUAUAGAAUAUACACAAGAAGAUAGAAAUACAUAUGGAACUACAAUACCAAUAGAAGUUAAUUCACUUGGAGAUAUAUGUUUUAGAUGGUGUGAUGAUAUUCAAUCAAUUAAUAUACCAACAAAUGUUAGUAAAAUAGGAGAUAAAUAUUUUGAAUAUUGUACAUCAUUAAGAAUAAUUAAUAUACCAACAAAUGUUAGUAAAAUAGGAGAUAAAUAUUUUGAAAGAUGUUCGUCAUUAACAUCAAAUAGUUAUAAAAAUAUCCAAUUUGUUGGUGAAGAUAGAAUAAUUGUGAAUGAACAAAUUAUGGCAUCUAUUCCAAUUGGUAGGUUAAAAAUAAUUAAUGAAAAGGAGAUAAAACCUAAGAAUAUAAAUGAAUUUGUUAUACCAACAACAGUCACUAAAUUAGGAAAUUAUUGUUUUGAAAAUUGUUAUUCAUUAACAUCUAUCAAGAUACCAACAUCAGUAAGUGAAAUAGGAAAGGAAUGUUUUUUAUGA
Messenger RNA from Entamoeba histolytica HM-1:IMSS, 642 nucleotides. RefSeq lists its product as uncharacterized. Lineage: Eukaryota; Evosea; Mastigamoebida; Endamoebidae. The transcript is spliced from 2 exons. The record is from RefSeq and is a predicted model, not a curated record. Bases 1 to 642 code for a protein of 213 amino acids.